AUGCAAGAGAUAUACAGCAAGGUAGAUGUGUUCUUCAUUAUGGAAUCACCUUGUUUCAACGUGUCUCCAUAUCAGUUGGUUAUUCGCGUGUAUCCCCAACUACCACCCAAAAGAAGAACGCCUUGUAUCCACUGUCGAGUAUGGGACACUGUGCUUUGCAACAAGGAUUCCGACGGUGACGGGUUAACUAAUGGACAGGAAUUAGGUGACCCAGAUUGCACGUGGACUCCGGGCUCACAACCCAACACUACAGAAAACUUGUCACAUCCGGGGAUAUGUCAGCCCUUUGACAGUCCACUUUGCGGCGGAAAACCUUCAUUUGUGAACUGUGAAGAUACUGGGCGACUGGAGUGCGACGCCAUAGACCAGCCAGACACUUUUAACUAUACGGUUCGAUUCCCGGAAACGGAUGUGCCAAACAAAGAGACCACGUACAUAUGUAUUACGUUUGAGCUGCCGAUGGACAACGAGUACCACCUAAUUGCAACGGAGCCCGUGAUAGACAACUCCAACAUAAUGCAUCAUUCAUUGAUGUAUGGGUGCAAGGGAGUCAAUGAGGCCCCAACGGAACUCAUGAAGCCGACAGAAUGUGGCGGAGCAAUGGAGGGUUGUCGGGAACUCAUUGCUGCAUGGGCUAUUGGUGGCGUGGGGACUUGCUAUAACCCAAAUGCUGGAUAUCUUAUAGGGGCCAACAAAGGAUUAAAAUAUGCCGUGAUGCAGCAUCAUUGGAACAACCCUCAAAAACUAUCAAACUAUACAGACAGUUCUGGUAUGACCUUUUACUUGACCCCGAAGCUCCGCCCUUACAACGCUGGCUUCCUUAUGACUGGUCAGGUUCACUUUGAAAUCCCACCGGGAGAGUCACACUACGAAGUUUCCGGUUCUUGUGGCGGAAGUUGUCUAUCCCAAAUGAUGAAUGGUACCAUCUACGUCACACAAGUUACCAAUCACAUGCAUCUCCUUGGUACAGCACAAUACACAGUUCUACGAAGAAACAACUCGUUUUUGGCGAAUCUUGCCGAGGACAGAGUUUAUGACUACAACACGCCUAUUAUUCAUUCCCAUAAGGACCCGGUGAUGGUACAAAAGGGUGAUGAGCUGAAAACCACGUGCGUUUAUUCGUCUGUAUCAAAGUCACAUAUAACAAGUUUUGGGGACGCGACCUCAGAUGAGAUGUGUCUUGCAUUCUUUACCUACUACCCCAAAGAAAAUUUCAUGUCUGGCCAAUGUUUGUCCUGGAAAAGUUUAAGCUUUUGUGAAAUGAGACACCAAGAUGUGAUCCGUGGUUGUAACAAACGUAAAAUCUUAAACCUUGCGAAUCCCGAAACAAUGAACAUAACCAUGACGGUGAAUGCACUUUGCGUUCCGGAAGAAUGUCGAAAAGAAUGUUUUAACUACGUAAGAGAACUUAAGCAGCAACCGUGUUUCUCGGGAGACGUCGGUGACUUCAUAAGAAACGCUAUAAAAAGAACGACAAAGGGUAAACUAGACCUUUCCUCCUGGUUCGCCCGGCUAGACUCAUGCAACCGUGAAAUUUUGAAUGAGACUUUGGAGGAUGACAUCAACGGGGGCAGGGCUGUCACGCCCCUUUUUACAGCUUCAUUGCUGGCAAUUCUAUGCCUAUUGCAAAAUUUUUGGCACUGACUAUUUUUUUAAUCUUCGUCAAGUGGAUCAUCGGAACUUCAUCCUUUACUGUACAUUUCAUAUACAAGUAUUACAAAAAUUCUGGCAAAAUCAUAAACAUAUUGUACUGAUGUACCAUCUCCGGUCUAGAUACCAUUUAAUGAACAACCGCUCCUAGACUAAGAUAUAUUCAUAUAUUUAUAUCAUUCUAGUUCUUUUA
Ruditapes philippinarum (Manila clam) is the source of this 1843-nucleotide messenger RNA. Its product is annotated as DBH-like monooxygenase protein 1 homolog. Lineage: Eukaryota; Metazoa; Mollusca; Bivalvia; Venerida; Veneridae. Bases 1 to 1644 code for a protein of 547 amino acids. The record is from RefSeq and is a predicted model, not a curated record. Gene Ontology annotation, molecular function: copper ion binding; dopamine beta-monooxygenase activity. The transcript has 11 exons.